AUAACAGUAGGCAAAUCUACGAGUGGAUUACAAAGACGAAACGAAACAAACAAUUGCAAUUUCUCUCGCGUCGCUGCUUGUCUGUGUUUGUGUGUGUGCGUGCGUGUGUGUGUGUGCGAAGAGACACGAAAACAAUAACCCUAUUAGCGCAAAGCAAUCAAGCUGCGUGUCAGCGUAUGUGUGUUUAUGUCCGUGUGUGUGCGAGUGCGUGUGUUGUGUGUGUUCUGCGAAACUCAAAAUCUUAUGUGCCAAAUUUGAGCCUUGAUUGAGUGUGACUCGAAAACUUUGACUAGUUGCACCGUUAAAGUUCACACGACCGCAACUCACAGACCAGAACUCUCUCUCCCUCUCUCUGUCUCUGUCUCGACUCUUCGCAAAAAGUUUCACUUUUUCAAGUGCUUUGAGACUUUAAACGCCUUUUAGACGCCGUCGAAAGUUGCUCUUUGUUCGGCGGCUUCCAACCCACGUCAGGCAGGAGACACACGAAAGGAUUUUUUUCUGUGACACGCUUGAAGAAUUACUGCCAAAAUUUUCACGGACGGUAACAAGCUCGGUCCUGCAGCUGCGGGCAGAGGAAUGUUUUGCUAUCAGUGCCCCCCCGCCCUGCACCCGUGCGGUCCUCAUCCGCCGCGCCUGCCCACACUCGACUAUCCAUUUGCUGCCACUCAUCCAUAUACCAGUUACUCGUAUCAUCCUGCCAUACACGAUGAGACUUUUGUGCGACGCAAGCAGCGACGAAAUCGCACAACUUUCACAUUGCAACAGCUGGAGGAGCUGGAAACGGCAUUUGCCCAGACCCAUUAUCCGGAUGUCUUUACACGCGAGGAUCUGGCGAUGAAAAUCAACUUAACGGAGGCGCGAGUCCAGGUCUGGUUCCAGAAUCGACGCGCCAAAUGGCGCAAGGCGGAGCGACUCAAGGAUGAGCAACGUAAGCGAGAGAAUGGCGAAAGCAGCAGCUCAUUGGAUAAGCUGCAUGACUCACGCGAAUCCUCGCCAGACAUCACAGGCGAGAUCGACGAUGAUAUGGAUGAGCUGCCGCCGCGUCAGCGUUCCCAUAGUCCUUUAACAAAUGGGCCCCUGGAGCAGCAGCAUUCACGCAGUCCCACUGGUGGCCAUCAUCUGGACUCCAGCGAUAAUGAACGACCGCUGUCCUCCACACAGCUGACCGCCACACCGCACUCCGCCUCCCAAUCGCUGGGUUCCAUCAGCGCCGGCUCUCCCUCGCCGGGCAUGCGCGAGCAUACGCCAAUGGCUGGCGGAUUGGGCCCCAGCAGCCCCUCAAACUCACGCAACACGGACUCACCCAUCGAGGUGGGUGGCCCCAUGUCGCUGACCACCGGCUCUCGUAUGGCUGCCUCGUCCAACAACUCGGCGUCAUCGACACCAACGCCAACAACGCCGCACGCAGCACAGAUGCAACAUUCAGCUGCUGCCGCAGCCUUUGGUAGUCACAUUUUUGGCAGUUUUGGUGCCGGCAGCGUUGCCAACGAUAGCAAUUGCGGCUUUCGUCCCGUGCUGAGUGAGCAGAGCGCUGUGGCAGCAGCAGCAGCGGCAGCUCAGCGCAGCGCAAACCAUCCACCGCUUUUCCUGCCGCCACAUCUGGCUGCUCAGUUCUCGCAUCAGCCGCUCUUUCCGGGCCUUAAAGGUGUGUCGCCGUUUCAAAGCCUCUGUUCGUGCUGCUCGUUGAAGCCGCCACCGAUGCCGCCAUCGUCAUCGGCAUCUUCGUCGGUAAUGGCGCCGCUAAGCGUGCCUGUGAGCAGCAGCUCGGCGGCCAGUUCGCCGGAGUCGCCCAAGUCGAGCAGUGGCUGUGGCUCGCAUGAUCCACGCUCAAAUUCGGUGGCUGAGCUGCGGCGCAAGGCGCAGGAGCAUUCGGCCGCGCUGCUGCAAUCGCUGCAUGCCGCAGCUGCUGCCGGAUUGGCAUUUCCGGGACUGCAUUUGCCGCCGCUCUCCUUUGCCCAUCAUCCGGCUCUGGGGCAUGUCGUUAAUCACAAUAACAACAAUAGCAGCAGCAGCAACAACAACAAUGUGCUACGCAUGAAGCACGAGGCACAGGAUAUGACAGCGAGCACAAUGAAUGGGCUGGGCCCAAGCAUCCCCUCCAGCUCCACAUCAGCAGCUUUGCUCGAUCUGGCGGAAUCAGCAGCGGCAUAUCAUCAUCAUCAUCAGCAGCAACAACUGCAACAGCAGCAACUACAGCAUCAGCAACAGCAGCAACAUCAUUCCACCUUGUCGCCUCCGACCACACCAACUCAGCAGCAGCCACAGCAGUUGCCAUCGGUUGCUGCGCGUCCGGAUUCGCCGCCAGCAACAGCUGCUCCUGUCAAUGGCAGCACUCUACUUGCUAAAGCUGAGUAAGAAGUGCGAAGACGAGCAAAUCGUUUAAUAAUAACAUUAAAUUAUUAAUUUAAGUAUAUUAAAGUACUAUAUACAUAUAUAUGCCAAGUGGCGGAUCUACCAUUUAUGUAUUAGUUAUACGCAUUUAGAGGGCAAAAACACAAUAAAAGUCACAUCUACAAUACUUAUAGAUUACUUAGUUAGACAUUUAGACAGUUGUUGGUGCCAAUCAGCUGAAAUUCCAAACACUGAGAGAGCAACAGCUGAAGAGAGAGAGAGAGAGAGAGAGUAUGAAGAGAGAGAGCAUAGAGCGAGGAUGAUGCGGGCAUAAAGAAAUCUUUAAAAAAAUAAUCUUUUUAUAAUUCAUUCAUUCAU
Messenger RNA from Drosophila grimshawi, 2709 nucleotides. RefSeq names its product homeobox protein aristaless (gene Drgx). Lineage: Eukaryota; Metazoa; Arthropoda; Insecta; Diptera; Drosophilidae. The coding region runs from base 577 to 2355 and encodes 592 amino acids. Gene Ontology annotation, molecular function: DNA-binding transcription factor activity, RNA polymerase II-specific; RNA polymerase II transcription regulatory region sequence-specific DNA binding. The record is from RefSeq and is a predicted model, not a curated record. The transcript has 8 exons. Gene Ontology annotation, biological process: regulation of transcription by RNA polymerase II.